UCCUUCACCAACCCCCACCCCCUCUAUCCGUCUACCAACAUCGCAUUCUGCAUUCUACAGUUGAACUUGAACAGCUCGAUCACCCACUCAGUGCAAUUUAACAACCAACAACAAGCGCUUGCAAGUUAGCCCACAGCCGGCGGAGAAAAUGAAGAUCACUGUACGAGACUCGACGAUGGUGAGACCGGCGCAGGAGACUCCACGGCGGAGUCUAUGGAACUCCAACGUGGAUCUAGUGGUGCCGAACUUUCACACACCCAGCGUUUACUUCUACAGAUCCACCGGUUCUUCGAACUUCUUCGAUGGCGAAGUUCUCAAGGACGCGCUGAGCCGAGCCCUCGUCCCGUUCUACCCCAUGGCCGGCCGUUUGAAGAGGGACGAGGAUGGUCGGAUUGAGAUCGAUUGUAAUGGCGACGGCGUGUUGUUUGUGGAGGCCGAGACCGAUGGGGUGGUCGAUGAUUUUGGGGACUUUGCGCCGACUCUUGAGCUACGGAAGCUUAUUCCUUCUGUCGAUUAUUCUCUGGGGAUAUCGUCGUAUUCUCUGCUAGUCUUGCAGGUUACAUAUUUCAAUUGUGGUGGAGUCUCACUUGGUGUUGGUAUGCAACAUCAUGUAGCAGAUGGAGCUUCUGGUCUCCAUUUUAUCAACACAUGGUCUGAUAUGGCUCGUGGUCUUGACCUAACGGUCCCACCUUUUAUUGACCGGACUCUACUUCGUGCUCAUGACACACCCAUGCCUCAGUUCCAGCACAUUGAAUACCAGCCCGCUCCUGCCAUGAAAGCUUCUCCAGAAACCCCAAAAUCCGAAUCAGUUCCUGAAACAGCUGUCUCCAUUUUCAAAUUAACCAGGGAUCAACUCAGCGCCCUCAAAGCCAAGUCAAAGGAAGAUGGGAAUAUUAUUGGCUAUAGCUCCUAUGAAAUGUUAGCAGGACAUGUGUGGAGCUGUGCAUGCAAGGCACGUGGACUUCCAGAUGAUCAAGAAACCAAGUUAUACAUUGCCACUGAUGGACGGUCCAGACUCCAACCAUCACUUCCACCUGGAUACUUUGGCAAUGUGAUUUUCACUGCCACUCCUCUGGCAGUAGCCGGUGAUCUCCAAUCAAAGCCAACAUGGUAUGCUGCAAGUAGAAUUCAUGAUGCAUUAACACGAAUGGACAAUGAUUACUUAAGGUCAGCUCUGGAUUACUUGGAACUUCAACCUGAUUUGAAGGCCCUUGUUCGUGGCGCCCAUACUUUUAGGUGCCCAAAUCUGGGGAUUACCAGUUGGGUUAGGCUGCCCAUUCAUGAUGCAGACUUUGGUUGGGGCCGGCCAAUAUUCAUGGGUCCUGGUGGAAUUGCUUAUGAAGGGUUAAGUUUCGUAUUACCAAGUCCAACUAACGAUGGGAGUUUAUCAAUUGCUAUUUCACUGCAAUUGGAACACAUGAAACUCUUUGAGAAGUUCUUGUAUGACAUUUAAGGAAACGACUGUUGGACAACUCAUGCUGGUUAAUCCGAGCCAGUUGAUUUUGGACAUGCCAAAGCCUUUUUCUCUUUGGCAGUUAUGUUUCUUCCCUACCUAUGCUGGACACAUUAGUUAUGUCUGUUGUAAGUUACACUCUUGUUUCUGUCAAAAUGUAUUACUCAUGUCAUGUCUAGAUUACAAUUGGCAAAUACCAUCUGCAUGUAAGGAACUCGAGUACAUUGUAUUACUAAUUAGUAAUCAUAUUCUAAAUUUCAAAUAAGUGAAUAACGGAAAUGUUGUCAAAGUUGUGAAAUUGGGCUUCAGACAGCUUCGUAGUGUGCUAUUAAUCAAAUGUAAGGGGUGAAGGUAGGAUUUGAA
Molecule: messenger RNA, 1816 nt
Organism: Ilex paraguariensis (yerba mate)
Lineage: Eukaryota; Viridiplantae; Streptophyta; Magnoliopsida; Aquifoliales; Aquifoliaceae
Source: the annotation of a GenBank genome assembly